AUGUGUCGCUCUGCAAUGCGGCUUCCCAGCCCAAAGCCACUCAUGACCACUUCGAUCACUUCCUCUCUACUGCCCCAGCGACUUCGAUUACUCACGCGGAUCUCUGUCUCUAUCUGAGAAGUACUUCCGCAAACUAUAGACCCCUCAAGCCUAUCGCGGUCAUCAAUUGACUGACCUGUUGGCGCACCGCUCAAUGCUUCGCGGACCAAUCGAAGGCCCGGGAGAUCGCCGUCUACUUCCAUCUCCCACAGCUCCAACCGCCGGGCAUAAAAGCCAACGACUGGAGUAGGCCAGCCCAACCCCACAGCGUGAUGUCUGCCGCUCGCCGCGUUGCUUUAGUUACUGGCGCGGCUCAAGGUCUUGGGAGAGCUAUCGCUCUGCGCCUGGCAAAGGACGGCCAUCAUGUGGGCUUGAACGACCUUCCCUCCAAGCGUCAAAGCCUUGAAGAUGUCGCGGAUCUCGCCGAGAAGAACGGUGUGCGCGCAGCCGUCUUCGCUGGAGAUAUGUCUAGGGAAAGCGAUGUCCAAAGUACGGUCGACGGAGCUGCUGACGCGCUGGGCGGACUUCACGUGAUGGUCGCGAACGCCGGCAUCCUGGCGCCAGCACCCUUUCUCGAAGAAUCUCUCGAUAGCUUCAAUCGUGUCUUGACGGUCAACACCAGCAGUGUCUUCCUAUGCUAUCAGCACGCAGGUCGCAGGAUGAUCGCCGAGGGUCAUCACGAGGGGCGCAUUAUCGGUGCCUCCUCGUACGUCGGGAAGAGACCCGCUCCAUGGCUAAACUCUUACGGGGCCUCCAAGUUUGCCAUUCGAGGUCUCACGCAGUGCGCCGCUCAAGCCCUGGGAUCCCAUGGGAUUACCGUCAAUGCAUAUGCUCCUGGUCUGACCGAAACCUCAAUGGCAAUCCAAGAGGGCAUGGCGACGGCGGGGAACACGCUCGAAGGCUGGGCGAAAGCCUUCCCCAUGGGACGAUACGGCGUCCCUGAAGACGUCGCCGCGGUCGUUUCCUUCCUCGCUAGCAAGGAUGCCAGCUUCAUUACGGGUCAGACGAUCUCCGUCGACGGAGGAGCUGCUAUGGACUAGUAGAUGGGUGGAACGUUGAUAUUUGAGCCUGCCCCAACAUACUACCCGUGUAUCUGUACUCGUCUUGUAAACUGUAUCUUUUGAGUCGCUCAUGGGUCUGUAUCGUUCACGAAUCCCAUACCUGAC
Schizophyllum commune H4-8 is the source of this 1205-nucleotide messenger RNA. Its product is annotated as NAD(P)-binding protein. The record is from RefSeq and is a predicted model, not a curated record. Bases 312 to 1079 code for a protein of 255 amino acids. The transcript is spliced from 10 exons. NCBI's taxonomy places the organism in Eukaryota, Fungi, Basidiomycota, Agaricomycetes, Agaricales, Schizophyllaceae. Gene Ontology annotation, molecular function: oxidoreductase activity, acting on the CH-OH group of donors, NAD or NADP as acceptor.